AUGUGUGAGGGCAAGCCUUUUUCUGACUGGGGCGUGGCCGAGUGGGACGCCAUUGGCAGGGUGUGGUUCAACCUUCCCAACAUAUUCGGUUUCCUGAUUAUGUGGGGGAUGACCAUGAUCCCGCUUACACCAGACCAGCAGAUUCGUUUACUGAAAGUAUGUUACGAUAUUUCGUACUUGCUCGGGAGCAGCGAGCUGAUGAUGUGUGUGUAUUUGAAAGCGGGCGGCACAUUUUCUAAAAAAGCGCAGUAUGAAAAUGCAAUGUCAUGUUAUACAGCUGCUAUGGAAAUAGCGAAAUCAAAUGAUGACAAUCAGACUCAAGCAGCUUGUUAUAGAUUGAUGGGUGAAAUUCAGCGCAGGCUGCACGAUUACAAUCAGUCAGUUGAGAAUUACCAACAAGCACUUAGUCUAUGUCAAAAGACAGGUGACGAGAGUGGUCAAGCUAAUGCAUACCUGGGUAUGGGUAAUGUGCACAGGUCUCAGGGCAAGUACGAGGACGCAAUGAAUAACUACCAACACGCACUUAGUCUAUUUCAAAAGACAGGUGACGUGAGUGGUCAAGCUGAAGCAUACCAUGGUAUGGGUAAUGUGCACUUUAACCAGGGCAAGUACGAGGACGCAUUGAAUAACUACCAACACGCACUUAGUCUAUUUCAAAAGAUAGGUGACGAGAGAGGUCAACCUAAUGCAUACCUGGGUAUUGGUAGUGUGCACAGGUCUCAUGGCAAGUACGAGGACGCAAUGAAUAACUACCAACACGCACUUAGUCUAUUUCAAAAGACAGGUGACGUGAAUGGUCAAGCUAAAGCAUACCAUAAUAUGGGUAAUGUGCACAACUCUCAGGGCAAGGACGAGGACGCAAUGAAUAACUACCAACACGCACUUAGUCUAUUUCAAAAGACAGGUGACGAGCGUGGUCAAGCUAAGGCAUACUAUGGUAUGGGUUUUGUGCACAGCUCUCAGGGCAAGUACGAGGACGCAUUGAAUCACUACCAACACGCACUUAGUCUAUUUCAAAAGGCAGGUAACCAGCAGGAUCAAGUUAACACAUACAACAAUAUGGCGAGUAUUCACGGAGAAAUGUGUAAAUACGAGGAGGAGAAGAAAUGCAUUCGUCAAGCAAUCAGUCUUACUGCAACGUUAGAGAACGUGCCGCCCAACCUAGGGGUGCGUGGAGGACUAUACACGAAAAGUGGAGACUUUAACGAGGCGAACAAGUGUUACGAAAAGCAGCUUGAUUUAUGUUUAAUGAAUGGCGACGUAGUUGGGCAAGCACAGACACAUGUAAUGAUGGGUACACUGCACCUGUCUCAAAGUAACUACGAUAAGGCUAUGGAGUGCUACCAACAAGCGCGAGAUAAGUACGAGAAGAAUGGUAGCACGUAUAGCCAAAAUAAGCAAUCAAUAUUGUAUUGGAUGAUGGCUGAAGUGAAUUUUUUUCGUCUUAACUACAAGGAGGCACUUGAGUACUUCCGGCUUGCAGAAAAUUAUUCUCCGAAAACUAGAACUCGCUUACUUUCUAAUAUAUACCAGGGUAUCGGCAAGUUGUAUGUCUGUAUGUACCAGUUUGGAGAUGCGGAAUCGUAUCUUUUAAAAAGCUUCAUUUGUUACGAGCAAAUCUUCACUAAUCUUGGAAAGCUAGAAGACGUAAAAACUAAUAUCGUAGAUACCUAUAUUGAGGCAUAUCACUGGCUAGUCUUUGUGUCAGUUGUACUCGGGAAAAAGAGCCAAGCCUUGUUGGUGUCAGAGCAAGGAAGAUCGCGCGCCCUUAGUGAAAACCUUCAAACCAAAUAUGGACUUCAAGGAGAUGCAACAAAGAGCUCAUUAGACCAAGAAGUAUGUUUGUUAGUCAGUGGUACCUCGCCCUCGUUUGUUGUUGUAUCAUUGAGUGAUAAAUACCUUCACUUAUUCACUCUCUCAUCUCUAACUCCGUUAGUUGUACAUCCCGCAGCAAUGAAAAUGACAGAUGAAGCGGAACAAUGGCUAUCUCUUUUCAGAUACCUGAUCAACAAAGUUAUAUGUGAUGCAAAUCUGCACGUCCGUCAAAAUCGCGAUGAUACUUUUGAAGACAGAUCGCUGGACCUGGACUAUGAUGACGAGUCUGAACAACAACACGUACUGACAGAACUCGCAAGGGUAACACUAGGGUCCAAGGGCUCAGAGAAGACGAAUGAAAUCGGAGGCGAAUCAAGCGGAAACAGAAAAGACAAGAGUGUCGCCAAGAUGUGGGGCGGAGAUAGUGAGUGUCACCUUGCUACCAGGUCUCCUUUACCACAUACCACAGGAAAACCGAAGGCGAGUGACGAGGGUACUAGCGGUAAAGUACCACAGGAGCACGAAGAAGACGUCUGUUCGCCACUCCCAAUAGGCAGUGCCGAGACACAGAGAGGGUCCGGUCUACUAAAAGAACUGUACCGGAUACUAAUUGAACCAAUUGAGAAGGAACUCACCCAAGUUGAAGUCGUGUUUGUUCCUGAAGGAGUUACGUUCAUGGUUCCAUUCGGCGCUCUGCAGUCGCCAGACGGGAGAUUCCUCGCUGAGAAAAAGGCAAUUCGUACUGGCCCAUCACUCACUACUCUUAAGUUACUGCGAGAAUGUCCUGAAGACAAGCACUGCAGACGUGGUGUACUUGUCGUUGCGAAUCCAAGAUCGAACGCAAACGUAUUUACACGCAACAGGAAUGGAGCCGACGUGGUGAUGUCUUUUCACGAGAGGUUUGCAAAUCUCCCUGCAGCAAGUAAGGAAGCUAUCAAGAUCAGAGAAAUACUUCCCGACGUGACAUGUUUGAUCGAGUACCAAGCGACCAAGAAUGCGGUGAUGCAGAGUCUCCAGAAAGGCGUCGGUGUUAUCCACAUCGCUUCGCACGGUGACUCAAAGACGGGUGAAAUAUUAGUCGCACCAGAACCACGCAUGGAUAAGCAUGAUAUCGCCGAAAAAGAGGAAUACCUCCUGACGAUGAAGGAAAUCAGCUCGUGUCAGAUCAACGCAAGUCUGGUCGUGCUCAGCUGCUGUCAUAGCGGCAGAGGCCAGAUCAGAGCCGAGGGCGUGAUGGGUCUGGCGCGAGCGUUCCUCGCUGCAGGAGCUCGCUCCGUGCUCGCAACGCUGUGGACUAUUGGCGACAAUGCCACACUGGAGUUCAUGGAGCGCUUUUAUCGUCACCUGGCCAGCGGAUUGUCAACUAGUGCCAGUCUCAAGCGGACAAUCCGGGACACCAUCUCAAUGAAUGAUAAAUACAGCCACCCCUAUUACUGGGGCGCGUUUGUUCUCGUCGGUGAUGACGUCACUAUACGGUAGAGACGUAGAAGGAAAGUUUCAAGAAACUCUGGAACCCUGCAACACAGGGAACUCGGAGGAGUAAGCUCAGCUUGACUUGUUUUCAUAUUCGUUUUCAUAUUCGUAGCUUAUCUAUGAAACAAUCUAGUUGAGUGUAACCAAGUUAACAAAAUAAAACAAAAAGGUUGUGAACAGGCACGUACCCAGGAUUGGCUGAGGAUUGGUGCGCAGUCAUAGGAAUCAUUUAGAAAAAGCACAGUAUUCGAAGAUUUCUUAAUAAGAAAUGACCCCCUUUUGGGCCACAAAGAGGGGGGGGGGAUGCGUGCGCAUUCUGCGGAGGGAGCGAAUGUUUUUUGAGGGAACCCUUAAAAGCAUUCACGAAGGCUUGUAUUCUUUGAUAAUAAUAACCGAGUUAAAUUUCACUUUGCUAAUUCCGCUUAUUAAUCAAAUCCAGAUUAUUAGUAAAUAAUCACAAAAUUUAAUUCUUCUUAGAAUGUAAGAAAUCCAUUGCUAUAACUGCAGAUUAAGAUACGGUUUUUCAUCUUUUUUCUUUAUUAAUUAUUAUAAAGUAUAUCCUAUAUUUUGAUGCUCUUUGCAUAGGAUCAAAUAAGUAUAAUAAUAAUGAUAUUAAUUGUAUAGUAGAGACUAGUGUUUGGCCAUAUUAUAGUAUUUGUAGGAAUAGAAGAGGAAAUAAAAUGUAAAUACAA
Messenger RNA from Nematostella vectensis (starlet sea anemone), 3980 nucleotides. RefSeq names its product tetratricopeptide repeat protein 28-like. The record is from RefSeq and is a predicted model, not a curated record. The coding region runs from base 1 to 3294 and encodes 1097 amino acids. Gene Ontology annotation, molecular function: protein binding. The transcript has 2 exons. Lineage: Eukaryota; Metazoa; Cnidaria; Anthozoa; Actiniaria; Edwardsiidae.